Molecule: messenger RNA, 1368 nt
Organism: Pristis pectinata (smalltooth sawfish)
Lineage: Eukaryota; Metazoa; Chordata; Chondrichthyes; Rhinopristiformes; Pristidae
Product: forkhead box protein D2-like
Exons: 3
Coding region: 139-1083 (314 amino acids)
Biological process (GO): cell differentiation; anatomical structure morphogenesis; regulation of transcription by RNA polymerase II
Molecular function (GO): DNA-binding transcription factor activity, RNA polymerase II-specific; RNA polymerase II cis-regulatory region sequence-specific DNA binding
Source: RefSeq, a predicted model, not a curated record
UUAGUACCCUUUGGUUUCCUCAGUGGGCAGUAGGAUUGUCAGAGAAGGAAUGAACAGGGUGAAGCUCUGAAACGAUCAGUUUUGUUCCAUGUAGCGGCGGCCCCGGAGACGUGCAGACGACCGGUUGUCCAACUGGCGAUGACUCUGGCGUCAGAAAUGACUGAGAGGUCGUUCGGGUUGCGAGAGACAGACAUCGACGUGGUGGGCAACGAGAGACAGGAGGGUCCCGGAGACAGGGACUCGGAGGGGGCUCGGAGCUCGUCCUCGGCAGCUGCGGGCGUGCAGGAGGUGAAGGCAUCGAGCAGGAACCCGCUGGUGAAGCCCCCAUACUCCUACAUCGCCCUAAUCACUAUGGCAAUCCUACAGAGCCCCAAGAAGCGUCUGACCCUCAGCGAGAUCUGCGAGUUCAUCAGCAACAGGUUCCCCUACUACAGGGACAAGUUCCCCGCUUGGCAGAACUCCAUCCGGCACAACCUCUCCCUCAACGACUGCUUCGUCAAGAUGCCCCGAGAGCCGGGGAACCCGGGCAAGGGCAACUACUGGACCCUGGACCCCAACUCGGCCGACAUGUUCGACAACGGGAGCUUCCUCAGAAGGAGGAAGAGGUUCAAGAGGCAGCAGCAGAUCGGGGUACUGAGGGAGCACGGCAGCCUCAUCCCAGGAUUCGGCUACGGACCUUAUGGUUACGGCCUUCAGAUUCCCAACACCGGGUACCCUACUCUGGCCUUCCAUCACCAUUGUCCAAUCACGAAUCCCACCGGCGUCUUCCCCUCGCUUUCCGCCCUUAUCCAAGGGAGUGAGUUGACCGGGAAACCUUUGCCGCCACCCCUGGGCCCCUCUUCUCCAGCUCGUCCGACAGUCAAGGUGGAAGCUGCCUCUCCGCUCUCUACCUUCUCAAUAGACAGCAUCAUGAGCCCCACCUCGCCGCCCCUCUACCCAAGGACAGGACAAGCCCCCGUUCUGCCUGUGAUCUCCGCUCUCCUCUCGCCCUCGCACAACUUGUUAAACAUAAAUUAUGACCGUUUGCAACAGGAAGCGAACUUUGCAAACAAAAUUAUCCAACUCAGCAACCGUCAUUAUUGAAGGAGCCUUGGGCGUUCAGAAGAUGGAAAACUAACGAGAGAGAAUCGCCCAGCCUUCACUCGUAUCGGCAAAGGACUUUUGGGAAGCCAAUCGCGAACACAAAAUGAAUGGUUUGAUCUCCAGUCAUUAAUCAUCUGUACAUUAAUCUGUGUAAAUAUUGUAACAAACGCAAAUGAAUACGUGUUUAAUUAUUGUUGGAGGUGAAGCAUUUCCAGAGGCACUGUACCGUGUAAGUUAUUUUUAUUCGUGUCCGAGGUAUUUUCAUAGCCUUACACGCCUUUUUAC